AUGCCUACCGAGACAGAACCUCUACUCCCUCGCUAUGAGGAUGAUACCUCCCGCCAGCGCCGCCUCCACCAGAAGCUCCACAGCUACCAGAUGAUCCGCGCCAUCUCCGAGGGAUACCUGCCAACCACCGAACAAACAACCGCCAACCUCCGUACCCUACUAGCAUCCGAUAUUCUCAACCUGCGAAACCAGGACAUCGGCACUGUCGGUCGCCAGCUAAUCCGCGAUACGCGACUGUGGAUCCAAGUCUUCAUCGAGUUCCUCCAGCAAAAGAACAGCCAGGACCAGCUGCAGGAAUUCAUAUGGCGUCUAUCUCGCUCACGCGUCCAGGUGGAUAGUGAGCGUGUUUCCAGACAGGCUGCCCAGGUGAAGGCGCGAGCUGAUACUAAAGCUGCAUAUGACAGCUUCCGCACCAUCGGUAGUCUACUCUUGACCAAUGCUGACUUCCGUCUUUUCGUCGACGAUAUCGUCACCGUCGGCCGUCAAAUUUUUGCUGAUACCGCCGAGUCGCUCGCCGAGUCAUCCAAGCAUGUGGCAGAGAAGGUCCAGCCGUCUGCGGAGGAAGAAUCCGCGCUGAAAGGUGCUGGCGCUGACGAGGGACAUGAGCUGUCUCAAGACGAAUUACGGGAGGAAGUUGCUCAUGUUACGGAAGCGGCUGGGGAAGGACUUGCUCAUACGGGACACGACGCUGUGGAAAGUGCCAAGGAGCAUUUGGCUGGUCGGGAGAGAGAGACUUUACUAUUCCGUCUAAAACAGGCCGUCCUUAAGCUCCGCGAGAGAACGGAUUACUCUGACUCGGUCGCAACCCUUGCUCAAUUGCUGCAGCGCUAUGCUAAAAUCUACGCCGAGGUAGCGGAGAACGCCAGUUCGACUGCCGAAGAGGACGUGGAGGUCAAUGUGGACCUGAAGCGUGCAGUCGACGAAUUCUGGAUUCUUUUGAGAUCUUUUGGAAGUGCAGAAGAAUGGGAUCGAUUGCAGCAGAAAUUCCACAACGUUCUCCGACACGCCAAUAAAGACCCGGAAUUCGAUACUCUGCUGGGAGAAACUGGAAACUCACUUCAAGAUAUGCUGACCGAUCCUGAUUUCUUUGAGUCGGCACCUCAGAAGCUCGAUGAGCUAAAGAAACAGUCCGAGAAAGUAGGCCCAGAAACAAGUCUACGCAAAGACAUGGAUGACUUUCUGGCCCAGACUAAACAAACACUUCGAACUGUCCCUGAUGACCCUGCUGUGUAUAAGCUUAUUAAUGCCACCAAGAAGGUGUACCAGCAUGCUUGGACAGCUUACAACGACAACAAGGCGGAUCUCCCAGCAGACUUGGUCAAUGUAUUCCUGCCAGUCCUUCUGCGGACAAUCCAAUACAUCCCGAUUCCACGUCUGGAGAUAUCCUCCCCAGAGAUGGAUCUCUUGCUCGAGAACCUGAUCCUCGAACCCGGCCACACAGUCAACUUCUCCUCCUUCCUUCCUUACCGCAUGCACCUCCUCACACGCAACGACAUUGACGUCGUCAAAACCCACUCCAAACGCACUGAAACUCUCAUGAAAACAGCUUUCACAAUCACCGUCCAAGGCCUGAACAUCAGCGCUGAAGACUUUGGCUACUGGUUCCGCACACACACAGGCCUUCUAUUCAACCUUAAAGACGAGGGAAUAGCCAGUUUCUAUCUCGACCGCCGAGGCAUCGACAUCUCUCUCGAUGUCGAAGUCGGCCGCGAGAGACUAGAGCAUAUCUUCUCCCUGCGUGGCGUCCGUGUUCGGAUCCAUAAACUCGACUACCAGGUCAAGAAAAGUAAAUGGAGAUUCCUCCUCUGGCUGACCAAGCCAUUCUUGAAACAUCUUGUUCGCCGCGUUCUGGAAAAGAAGAUCGCCGAGGAAAUAGUUGCUGCGGCAUUCACGUUGAAUCGCGAAUUGGUCUUUGCUCGCGAGAGACUGCGUGCUACUCGCAUUGCAAAUCCACAGGACCUGGCUACUUUUGUCAGAGCUGUUCUGGCUCGCUUGAAGCCUGCUGAUUCUGACGUCGAAGCAAGAAUCGGGAUCAUGCCCUCGAAAUAUGGUGCUUUCCAGGAUGUUUAUGCCCCCGGCAGCAUUGUUAAGACGUGGCGUGAUGAAGCUACCCGCGCACAGGAGGUUAUUGAAGAAGGUGAUGAGACCCAUGGUCUUGGCCAUACCUGGCAUAAUGAUAUCUUUGAUGUUGCUGGACAUUAG
This is a messenger RNA of Penicillium salamii, 2202 nucleotides long. Lineage: Eukaryota; Fungi; Ascomycota; Eurotiomycetes; Eurotiales; Aspergillaceae. The record is from the annotation of a GenBank genome assembly.